GCGAGACUUUCUUCGAGUCCUCUCCUCUGCAUGAAUCCAGCUGGUAGCCUGCCUGCCGUGGACGGGUUUGUUUUAUCGCUAUAUAUGGAAAGAGGUCUCUUCCGUUACCUGUGUUUACAGUUCUGUUGCAGUUGAGGUGAGAGCCGUCAGUCAUCAUGGGGAAUCUCUUUGGCAACCUGUUGAAGAGCCUGAUAGGCAAGAAGGAGAUGCGGAUUCUCAUGGUGGGGCUGGACGCUGCUGGAAAAACCACCAUCCUUUACAAGCUGAAGCUGGGGGAGAUUGUUACCACCAUCCCCACAAUCGGUUUCAAUGUAGAGACGGUGGAGUACAAGAACAUCAGCUUCACCGUGUGGGAUGUGGGUGGCCAGGAUAAGAUCCGUCCCCUGUGGAGACACUACUUCCAGAACACCCAGGGUUUGAUCUUUGUGGUGGACAGCAAUGACCGUGAGCGUGUAAACGAAGCUCGGGAGGAACUGAUGAGGAUGCUGGCUGAGGACGAGCUGCGGGAUGCUGUUCUUCUUGUCUUUGCCAACAAACAGGACCUGCCUAAUGCAAUGAAUGCUGCAGAGAUCACAGAUAAGCUGGGUCUACACUCCCUACGCCAUCGCAACUGGUACAUCCAGGCCACCUGCGCCACCAGUGGAGACGGUCUGUACGAGGGCCUGGACUGGCUGGCCAAUCAGCUGAAAAACAAAAAGUGAGGUAUCAGGUCAGUGGAGUGGGGAAGAGCCUGGGUGCCAUUCCCAGGUUAGGGAUUAAGUGGAUCCAUUGAGUUUACAUGGAGAGGCUGUGCUGAAAAGCCCCCAGGGGGGUGACUCUCAAUGGCUUUCUCCCCCCAAAAUACUUGUUUCACUUCUUUUAUUAUAAUUAAUUUAAAUUGUUUGGAUCUGGAGUGAGCAUUUUCUUAAGGAUAACAAACCAAUGGUGUUGACCUAAAUGACUUACAUGCUGAAUACGUACAUUUGUUACUGUAAAAGCAUAUACAUUCCCCUACUCUGUAGACUCUUUGACCUCCAUCACGUUUUAACUUUUUCUGAAUAAUGACGAUAUAGACUCAUAAAGCACCCAUCUGAUACACUAAACCUAUGUAAAUUAUAAAGAAUGUCAUAACAGUAUAAGUGGAACUACUACUAUUACUACUAUCUCAGAAUAAUAUAACGUUGUUUAAAACAUCUUACUCAGACAGGUUCUAAAAAAUGUAAAAUUGUCUUUUUGUCCAUACUUCUGUUUUGCCACAAACCUAUGUGCUUCAGAGCUCAUUUUCUGCUGUAAAAUAAUUAUAUGCAAAUGUGUUUAUUCUUUUUAUUUAUUUUAUUCGAAACAACACUUGAUGACAAACAGGAAAUUCUUAAACUAUUUAUACUUUUGUUGACAUGUAUUUAUUCCUACAUUUGUUUUGAUUUUCUCAGUGCAUCGUGUGGUUUCUCUCCCUUUAUUGCAAUAUGCAUUUACUGCUAAGGCAGCUAGUGAAAAAAUAAGCCCUGGUAUCACUGUAUGUUACUUCCCAGUCUGCAUGGAGAUGGAGAAGACCCCAGUACUGGUUUGUGGGCUUGUGAAAGGUGUGAACUAUAGGCCGCUGCUGUAAAUACAGAUUUACUUUGAGUUGACGUGCCUGGCUAAAUAAGGGUUAAACAAUUUGUCUGGCGUCAGCGAGGUGUGAUAGCUGAACUGAUACAGAUGACAGAACAGGCACAUCGUACCAGCUCCGUGACUUAGGGAGAAAAAACACUGCUAUUGGCCUGUUGAGAGUGAUGCAGCAGAGCAUGUGAUUGGCAAUAUCAGACAGCUUACAUUGUUUACGAAUGUUUAUUUGUUAAGUCAGUUUGUGCGAGCAGCUGCAAUAUAUCCGUCAACAGAACUCAUGCUGCUUGUCAUCCUGAUUUAUUCAUACCUGAUUGGCGUGAAAUGUUGUGUUUCUAGUGUUUCUCUGUAUUAUGUUGCACAAAAUAUCUCUAGAUGCAUUAUUGUUGUACAAAAUGUAAUGUCUGUUUGAAUGGAGUAUUCAUUUAUUUUGAACCAAAAGGCAAGUGUUGAUUUUGUGUUGUUUCCUGAUUUGCUUUCUAGCUCAUACAGUUGUCUUUUGGCGUGUUUUUACAAACCCCAUGAUUUGAAAAAAUAUGAGAAAGGAUAAUCGUAAUACUGCAUCAUAAGGCAUGUUAAUACUGUACAAGAUCUGUAAUAAAAGUGAAUUAUAAUAGCCUAUUUCCUCAGACUAUAUUUGUCUUAAUUAAUACUGCUGGUUGGAACAAUGUUAUACCGAUAAAUGUUAUGGAUUUAGUGUAAAGUUUACCAAACAAACUUCUAAUAUGCAAAAGCAUGGUUUUCUAUGUCAGCGCAACUGUAUAUAGGUUUAUGUAACAAGAAGAGUAAACCAUGGUAUUUGCGGUCAAAUUGAAAGUCUUGUUGAUACACAUGUAGAUUCGGGGUCAGUGUGUUGGCAGAUAUACAUAACUGACAGCAGCUUGCGUGUGUGAUGUGCAUUACGUUCAGUUUGGUGUGAAAAUUGUUUUUGUGGCCUUAUAAUGCCAGUGUUUUUAUUUUCUCUUUGAUAACCGGUUUGUAUGUCAGAAUGUCCAACAUUCGAGUAUCUCACCUAUGAUCUGCAACACUGAUGCACUAUACUGUGUUGGCUUAACAUCCUUCUUUCAAUGACUAUUGGUGGAUAUCCACUAGAAAAAGUGCAGAACAUUCCAACUAAUAAGGUUUAUUUUAAGCUGAACAUGGAUUAUGUAAUUGAGUGGAAUAUUAUCAAGAGGAGGAAA
Notothenia coriiceps (black rockcod) is the source of this 2762-nucleotide messenger RNA. It is a transcript of the gene arf3a, whose product is annotated as ADP-ribosylation factor 3a. The coding region runs from base 156 to 701 and encodes 181 amino acids. The transcript is spliced from 5 exons. Gene Ontology annotation, molecular function: GTPase activity; GTP binding. The record is from RefSeq and is a predicted model, not a curated record. NCBI's taxonomy places the organism in Eukaryota, Metazoa, Chordata, Actinopteri, Perciformes, Nototheniidae.